CUUAGCCAAGAUGGCGCUCGGUACGCCCUCAGCGGCCGCGGCCCUCCGGAAAGAGGGCGGCGCGCCCGUGGCUUAACCUGGGCCGCCCUUGCCAGGACAGCCUCGGUGGCUUCACCAAGAUGGCGCCCGCCAGAGGCAGCAGCCGCCGUUUGAAUUCCAGCCCGGCCGCCGCCGCACUCGGGGGACCAUAACAGCGCGUGUCGCCGCCUGAGGAGCCGCCCGCCCGCUCCCCUUCCCGACGUCCCAGCUAUGGACUCGCUGCCGGGGGAAGACCCCACCUUACCCUUGCAACUGGACGGCAGCGUCAAUAUUUCCCGACUCCAAGAUGUCUCGGGAGAUGACAUUCAUAUUCGUCUGGGAGGUGGUGGAGCAUUACCAGACAUGGCGGAAGAGACGGUUUCACCAAGCAGAGCGAGGACCAUGAAGGAUUUUGAAAACCAAAUCACUGAGCUGCGGAAAGAAAACUUCAAUCUGAAACUGCGCAUAUAUUUUCUGGAAGAGCGCAUGCAGCAGAAAUUCGAUGGUCCCAGCGAAGAAAUCUACCGAAUUAACAUUGAGCUCAAGGUGGAACUGGAGAGCCUGAAGCGGGAUCUGCAGGAGCGGGAGCAGUUGCUCAUCAAGGCUUCGAAAGCUGUCGAGAGCUUGGCUCAGGGCGGGGAUGCCGAAAUCCAGCGGCUGAAAGAAGAGUCCCGGAAGCAAGUGCAGCAAGUGGAGGACAACCUGACAAGCCGAAUACACCUCUUGGAGGAGGAUCUCAAAACUGCGCAGGAGGAGCUGGAGAAAGCGUUGGCAGUGACAGAGCAGGAGAGGGUCACGAGGCUGGCCGCUGAAGGGCAGCUCUCUUUGCUGACGAGCAGGUCGCCCAAGGAUCUGGAGGUGGUGACGGCACUCGAAGAAAAAGACAGGUGUAUCGAGCAGCUGACUCUGUCGCUGCAGGAGAAAGCCGCCCUGAUCCAGCGUCUCGAAGAGCCCCAGGCCCCAAGCGGCUCUCCCGAGGGGAGCUUGUCAGCCGAGAGUCUGUCAGCAGACCCCAGCGCGCUGUUGCCGGGUGAAAAGGCGAAGGAGCUGGAGGCUCUCAGAACAGCACUUCAAAAUGAGAAAAGUGAUUUUGAGAAGAGGAUGCAGGAGCUCCAGGACAACCUACAUGAGCGGGGUGAGGAGCUGUCAGUGGAAAAAAGGAAUGCUCUGAAACGCGACAAGACUAUCCAGGGUUUAACCCUUGCUUUGAAAACGAAGGAAAAUGAGAAUGAAGAACUUAGCUCUGAAAUCAACAAGUUAAAUGAAUUGUUGGCCAAGGCCAGAGAAGCCACCCACACAGCGCAGAUGCAGAAAUUCAAGGGUGCUGAAGAUUACCAGGCCCUCUUGGUGGAAAAAGAGAGUCUCCUGGCUGAUUUGCGCUCGGAAAACCUGAACAAAGACACGGAGAAUCGUAAACUCCAGAGGAAAAUUCGGAGGGCUGAUCAAGAGUUGAAUGAUUUGCGUCUCGAGAGGGAGAAGUUGGCGAAGGAGCUCGAGGAAGCCCAGCUGCAGAAGAGCAGAAGCGACAAAGCCAUCAAUGAUCUUCGGAAUCAGCUGGAGAAAUCGCACGAUGAAAUGGCUGAAAAAGAAAAGGCAUUGGAGCUUCAUUACUGUGUUCUUCUGAGCGAAAACAAUCAGAAAUUGCAAAGCCAAGAAUUAGUCAUCACUCGCCUAACAGACGGUGCUGCACAAAAGGAUCAGUUGCUCCAGAAGCUUGAUGGGGCGAUUCAGGAAAAGGACGCCGAGCUCCAGGAAUGGCUAUCGAAGUGUCAAGGUCUUCUGAGAGAGAAAGAGGCUCUGCAGAAACAGAAUGAGGAUUUGGUCAAGGAGAAGUUGGCUUCUCCGUCCCAGCAGCCAGUAAUAAAGAUGAUCCGAGAAUUGGAGAAAACAAAGGAAUCUGAAUAUGCGGAACUGAUGGAAGCCCUCCGAAGGGAGCGUGAUACUUUUUCGACGCUUAUAAAGUCUCUGAAAGAAACCGAUGGCAUAAAUAACCUGCAGGAGGAGUUGAACAACGUGUUCAUAUUGCGCAGGCAGCUGGAGGAAGACGUCUUGGCCAACUGGAAUUUGCAGAAACUGCUGGAAGAGCAAAUCAAGGGUAGCAGAAGGGAAGAGGAAACCAUCUCUUCUUGGGGCGAUCAGACCUCUUACUUGAGCAUUUGCUUAGGAGAGAAGGACCAUUUGCACAUGCAGAUAGACCAUCUGUCUCUCGAAGAACUUAAGAAGAAGGUUGUGGAGCUGCUCUCGGUAGUGAAGGAGCUGCAUUCUGCCAAUCAAGAUCUCCGACAGAAGCACCUUGAAUUGUCCCGGCUGAAUCUCCUUGCAAACGAGCAACUGCAAACGUUUGGACAGAGUGAGUUUCUUGAAAGAGCGGAAGAAAGCCGGACUCUGACGGAAUCGUUUCUCGAAGAGACGAGCGCGCUGAUUGGCCAGAGUUCGGAGAGUUCCAGCGAGCAGGCGAUUCCUUCAGACUCUUUAGACACACAAACCCAGGAUCUCAGUAAGCCCACGUUCGAAAAUGAGCUGGCUGUAGGUGAGCGCUUUGGCGCAAGCGAGGCGGCCCAGUCGUGCGAAGCUCGAGGGAGGAGUUCGCUGGCGUCUCUUUUCCAUGAGAAUGGAGUGGCAGUUCUUGAAUCCAGCAGACAAGAAGAAAUGACAAUUGCAAAUCAGCUGUUAGAUCAUCUGAACACAACCAAGCGAGACAGUUCAAGCGCCGAUCUUGAGAACAGAGGCGAGGAAGAUCUUAAGCGACUGAUUAUUCAGCUGAGAGCUGAACUCAAACGACUCACGGAAGGAAACGCAGUCCCAGGGCAACAAGGAGAAUCGCAAACUGCUUGGGCUGAAGCACAGACGGCGCUUGAUCCCGAUCCGGUGCUACAGAGGCAGGCGGAGGUGGAAUUGUCAAAAGUGGAAUUGAAAGAGACAUCUACACAAACAAUGACGGUGGAGGGGAAUGUUUUGAGGCUGACACAUGAAGGCAAAAUAGGCUCCUCUGAAGACAAAGCAAAGAAUGCGAGAUUAAGUGGAGAUUGGGAGUGUCAGCGAGAGGGAGCUUGUUCCAAAAACCAACAGCAGGAGAUCGUCCUGCGUACAAGUAAAACAAACAAAAGUGAUUCUGGCUACUCAUUCAAGAAAUCCCGUUUGCCAGUUCUGCGGAAACUGAGGUCGGUGGAAAGCAUCCCCUUGAGCAACGAAGUGCAGAAGCCAGACAUGCACCUUCAGCAUCACAGCUUCACCCUGGACAAAGAUCUGAAGGGAAGGUGUGCGUCCCAGCUGCUCAGCGAUGAACUGCAGCCGAGCAAAGCUGAGAGUGGGAGAUCAGAAGAGGAUGCGGCAUUAACAGGAGAAUCCUUGAUCGAAAUGGAUUGCACCGAAGCGGACAUCAGUUUGGCCAGUGGUGAAACCAAAGAUGAGAUGUGCCAAGAUCAGAGCAGCGGUCCAGAAACCAGCUCUAAUGAACAUGAGUCAAGUUUCCCAGCUGUGAAAGGGCUCAAUCAGGAAUUGGAUUUCCUGGACAAGCAAGAUGCGGUUUCAACCACGACAUAUUCUGGGUCCAAGAGCCUGCUCUCACUCAAACUGAGCUCGGGCAGCACAGAUCUGUUUGAUGAAUGUGAAAUCAUGGACGAUGUUGAGGAGCUGAGGCGGAGAAUUAAGGAGCUGAAAUCUGAACUGGCCAAGUACACCACGAGCCCAUCUCAGACGGCCCAGCCUCUGCCUCCUGGCAAUCUUUUUGGUACCGUUCAGAAUGACGGCAAGUUGCCCACAAACGGCCACUUGCUGCCAGUGCUGGACACAACUGGGCACGAGAGGCAGGCCUUUGACGAUGGCCACCAGCAAGUCGAUGAUCCAAUCCACAUGGAGAAUCUGACUCCUUGUGUCUUGGAGAAGGAGGACGAAGGAGCGGUCGAGAAGCUCAAGGAGCUGCUGUUGGAAAACGAGGCCGAGCUGGAGAAAGAGCAGAUUGCAAAUAUCCAUCUCCUGGAUGAAGUGUACCGUCUGCAGAGCAAGCUUCAAGGGGCUUCUCCGUCAAGCGCCGACUCCCCAGCGCAGGAGCGCUCCUGCCUGCGCCAGAGGAUCCGCGAGAGCCAUAGUGUCUGCGUGACCUACCGGCAGCACCUGAGCAACCUCAUCAAAGCAUUUGAGGAGCUGCUCCAGGCCAGCACGGUGGACUUCUACAUCGCCGAGGGCUUCCGCGAACAGCUCAGCCAAAGCGUCCAGCUCUUUGAGAGGCUGGAGAAGCAGUGCCUCUACGGAGAGUCCUUAGACGACGAGAUGGCUCACAUUUGUGGCCUAGUGCGAAGCUUGUCCGACUCUGAGAUGUCAGACAAAUCAUGCCAUUUGGAACCUCCCGAGCAGAAGCAAGGAGGAGCCGAGGAGGGCGAGCGAGAGAAACUGGCUGUGGUUCCAGCCAAACUCCCUCCAGAGCUGUUAAUGGAGCAUCUUCAAGAAAUACGCAUGCUGAGGCACCAGCUGGAGGAAUCCAUUAAAACCAACGACCAGUUGAGGAAGCAGCUGGAGCAACAGGUGGUGGACUCCGCACAGGAUCCAGGUUCUGCAAACGUUUGUAUCCGUGGCUCGGAGCAACAUAAUUCCCUGACUUCUGAAAUUCAUUUCCUGAGGAAGCAAAAUCAGGUUCUGAAUGUCAUGCUGGCAAAAGGAUCUCGAGAGAAGCAAAAGGAAAACGAGAAGCUGCGAGAAUCCCUUUCGAAGAAGCACUUUGCCGUUGAGCACCUUCACAAGGAGUACGAGCGCCUCGAGAAGGAAAAUGCGAAGCUGCAGCUGCAAGUGGAGAAGCGGGAAGAAGAGAACGGACGCCUGACGCACGAAGUCUACAGCGUCCGGAACGAAGUCAAUAGGUUGCAAAUUGAGCUGAACUCCAAACAGCACCAGCUUUCGGAAAAUGACAAAGUGCUGCACUCGCUACGGCUGGAACUGAAGGUGUAUGAAAAGCUAGACGAAGCCAUCGCCAGUCAGAAAGAUCGCAGCUGCAACCGAUCAGAUGAAUGCUGGAAAGAUCAAAAUCACCCGCUUGAUUUACAUGAGCUGUUGACGGAAAUUCAGAACUUGCGAAUCCAGCUGGAAAGGAGCAUCAAGGCGAACAAGGCGUUGCAUGAAAAGCUAGAGGAGCAGCUUUUGAGAGGAGGAAAGAGGGAGAAAGCCAGCUCUGGGUCAACCAUGAAUAUCAACUACCUUUUGAAACAAGAACUGCAGCAUUUCACCGGAAUGAACGCAGAGUUUAAAUUCCCCGGUGCAGACAGCAACAUCCUCGAGUUGCAACAGAAAUACGGCUGCUGCACGUUGACGCUACCGACAGAGCUAGCCCUGGACAACUCGGACGGCUCCUCGCGAUGCAGCUCUGCGGCCAGCAAGUCCCGCGGCCCUUGUGGCAUCCCUGGCCACUACGUCUGGGCAGACAAAAACGGCCGGCAUAUCCUCGGCUCGGUUGAAGAUUACAACUCUCUGAAGAAGCAGAUCUCCGAAGGGCAGAAGCGGUUGUCCGACCUGGAGCUUCCUCUGAAAGAGAUGGAACAUCCAGAGCCCGGAGCAAAGGUGAACAGCCUCUCGGCAGCUGCCGGUGCCAUCCAGCAGAACCUGGACGAAGCCGCUCGCCUGUUGAAGCUCCUCUGGAGAGUCUCUCUGCCCAUGAAAGUCGUCCACAGUGCAGCUUACUCGCUUCAGGAUGAAGGCUUGAAAGCAGAGCUGCACAAGCUCCGUAGGAAGCUGGCGGAACAGGAGAAGAAGCUGCACAGCACAGUCAAACGGCUGCACUCCACCAACCAGCUGAAGGAGAACAUGGAGAAAGUCAUCAUUGACCAACUGGCCUUAACUCAUGAUGUCUUAAAGAAGGCGAGAGGCAACUUGGAAAUCCAGCCAGCCGAACACAAAACACCAGCCUUCACCCUCAGCAAGAAAAGGGUUUUAUGAGAACUGCACUUCUCCGAAUAAAGGCCAUUUUCUCCUU
Messenger RNA from Hemicordylus capensis (graceful crag lizard), 5977 nucleotides. RefSeq names its product CDK5 regulatory subunit associated protein 2 (gene CDK5RAP2). Gene Ontology annotation, molecular function: protein kinase binding; transcription cis-regulatory region binding; microtubule binding. The transcript has 38 exons. The coding region runs from base 250 to 5940 and encodes 1896 amino acids. The record is from RefSeq and is a predicted model, not a curated record. Gene Ontology annotation, cellular component: microtubule plus-end; pericentriolar material; microtubule organizing center. NCBI's taxonomy places the organism in Eukaryota, Metazoa, Chordata, Lepidosauria, Squamata, Cordylidae. Gene Ontology annotation, biological process: chromosome segregation; establishment of mitotic spindle orientation; microtubule bundle formation.